UAUACCACAAGCGGGUAAUAAUCGACUUUCAAAUUUAUAGACCAAAAAUUUGGUUCAUAAGCUCCAUUAACGCUUCGAAAAUGAACUCGACGAGACACUUCAAAUCACGUAUUCGAGAAGAUUAGCUCAGAGAUAAACCCGAAAUCGCAAUGGAGAGUGCAUUCGCUAGUGCCUCUUCGAACAGCGACCGACGCCAGAAAAUCGAACAGUACAAGCACAUUCUCUCCACCGUUCUCGCAUCAAGCGAUAUCCAACAAGCCAAGCAAUUCAUCGAUUACAUGCUAUCGGAUGACGUGGCCUUGGUGGUAUAUAGACAGCUAUUGCAGACAUUUGCCCAGGAAUUCGAUAGAUUGGAACCUGAUGUUCAAAAGGAAGUAGCACACUAUACUCUCAACCAGAUACAGCCUCGUGUGGUGUCCUCUGAAGAACAAGUGUUGAUCAUUCGGGAAAAACUCGCAGAAUUAUAUGAGUCUGAGCAACAAUGGUCAAAAGCAGCUCAGAUGCCUAGUGGCAUUGAUUUAGACUCUGCAAUGAGAUUCGUUGAUGAGACAUUCGGAAUUUCAAAAUGUGUCCAAAUUGUUCGUCUCUAUCUGGAGGAUGAUGAUGCAGCUAAUGCAGUAGCGUUUACAAAUAAAGCUUCCUUUAAAGUUAACGACAUUAAGAAUGAAUCAUUAAAUUUGCAGUAUAAGGUUUGCUAUGCUAGGAUUUUGGAUUCGAAGAGAAAAUUCUUGGAAACUGUCUUGCGUUACUUUGACAUUUCUCAGAUUGAGAAGCGACUAAUUGAUGACGAACAUUCCACAGGAUUUAUGUCUGGCCAAAAGGAAGAGGAAAGGCAAACUCAAUUAGAGCUUACGCAUGCACAAGGAAUUGCAGGUCUCAUAGUACCAUCCAAUUAUUGGCAUGCUAAAUAUCCCCAUCUGUUCCACCCAGCUUUUGGUGAUCUAAAACUAUCUCAACAGCCAGCACUGCGGUAUCACCCUCUCAGUAUGCACGAUAUGAUGAAAAAUCUGAAAUUGAAUGAAUUGUGGGCAAGGACACCCCGCGAUUUUCUUGGCUUCAUGAAGUUUCGACUAGUCGGUAAAGACUUUGUGAACUUUACAGCCGUAUGUUGUUCCUUCCUAGAAGCUCCAUUGAUGCCUUGGAUUACAGAUUUUUCUGAUAUCCGUUUUCUCACCAUAGAGUCUGCCACUAUUCAAAUGUUCAAUCCUUUUCGGAACAUAAAACUUUUUUCUUCGGGUCCACAAGUUCCAAAAUUGUUGCAUUCCGAGUUGCUGUGUGCCAAGGGACACUGGCUUCUCAUUGGUAAUGGACAUGACCUGUUUUUCUUUAAUGCUACCAGUCAUAUGGUAAUUUCUCUACCGAACCGAUUAGACAAAGACAAUAUCUACCGCACUAACUGGACGUUUAUUGGAACCCCAGACUCUUCAGAUUGCUUUGUGAUCGGAGUCGAAUUUGCAGGCUCUCCCCCUGCUGUCUACUUAACUAAGGUCGGAGAAAAAAUUUGGCAUUAUCAUGAACUUUUUGAUAAUCACGUUCCUGAUGGGAAAAUAGUCAUUCUGGUAAAAUUCUACAAUCCAGUUAUUUUUGGAAAUUCUAUCUAUCUUGUGGGGGAAGAGGACGAUCUGGCGAUUCUAACUUUAGAGGAAAGCUCCGCAGAACGGCCUAAUUGGUAUUUCUUUUGGAACACUUUUACUUUUGAGGAACAAGAAAACGUAAAAAGGGUAUAUGGUGUUGAAGAUUCUGAUGGGGACAGUUUGAUCAUCGUUUGUUGUAUGGAUGCUGAACCCAGCGUAAACGUGUGGAGAUACACAGUCACUGACCUUACCUUGGUAAGGGAGAGACUAUUGGAUCUCAACGGGAACACGAUGUUUGUAAGUAGUGGUUCGGCAUAUUUGAAACAGUGCUCUGAAGUCGGGUUUGAAAACAAAAUUUUCUUCCCUUUGCUACAUGGUGAUCAUAACAGCGUAUUCUUCUGUUUGAAAGCACAGAAAUUCUUUUCAUAUGAUUACUCGACACAGAGAGGGGUUUCCAAUUCAGACUAUCUUCACAUUGGAAAACCCAUAUCGGGCGUAUGGAUUGACGAUGAUUUUGUUCUUUGAUUUUUGUUUUCUGUAGUUAUAUUUCUCACCUUUUCUUCAUGUUCAUGUAUUCUGUACCAGAAAUUGCUAAUAUUUUGCACCUUUUUGUACGUUCAAGGUAUAUUGCAAUGUAUGGAUUGAAGAUUCUAUUUUUUAAUUUUUGUUUUCUGUA
Solanum pennellii is the source of this 2250-nucleotide messenger RNA. RefSeq lists its product as uncharacterized. Gene Ontology annotation, cellular component: COP9 signalosome; cytosol. The record is from RefSeq and is a predicted model, not a curated record. The transcript is spliced from 7 exons. Lineage: Eukaryota; Viridiplantae; Streptophyta; Magnoliopsida; Solanales; Solanaceae. The coding region runs from base 150 to 2099 and encodes 649 amino acids.